CACUUUCAAAAACAUUUCAUUCUCUUUCACUUCACACACACUUCACAUUUUCCCCAUUUCAUUUCUUGAUCUAUAUCUAUCUUCAUUCUCUUUGAUUUUCAUUUUUCAUUUUCAAUUUCUAUUUAUUUUCAAUUUCAUUUUCUCCCCCCAAAAAUUUGAAAAACCUAGAUCCAAAUUUGAAACUCAGAAUUUCAAUUUUAGGGUUUUUAUACGGUGAAUUGUGAACGGUGGCUCCUUCAUCGGAGGGAGUUGGCCGUGAAAUGGAAGGUGGUGGUGGCAGUGGUGGUGGGAGGAGAGUUAGUUCAAGUCCAAGACCUUGUUGUGGCCGGCGUGUGGUGGCGAAGAAGAAGCAAGGUCGUGGUGGUGCCGGUGAUGGGUUUAUCAACAGUGUUAGGAAGCUUCAAAGACGUGAAAUUUCUACCAAAAGUGUUCGUGGGUUUAGUAUCACUGAUGCUCAAGAACGAUUCCGCAAUAUCCGUUUGCAGGAAGAAUAUGAUACAUAUGAUCCAAAAGGUCCUUCUUCCAUCGUAUUGCCAUUUUUGAGAAAAAGGUCAAAAAUUAUUGAAAUUGUAGCGGCUCAAGACAUUGUUUUUGCCCUUGCACAAUCUGGCGUGUGUGCAGCAUUUAACCGAGAGACCAAUGAAAGGAUCUGCUUCUUGAAUAUUAGUCCUGAUGAAGUUAUAAGAAGCUUGUUCUAUAAUAAAAAUAACGACUCACUUAUCACUGUUUCUGUCUAUGCUUCCGAUAGUUACAGUUCUUUGAAAUGCAGAAGCACCAGGAUUGAAUAUAUAAGGAGGGUUCAGCCAGAUGCUGGAUUUGCUCUUUUCGAAUCUGAGUCUUUGAAGUGGCCAGGUUUUGUAGAGUUUGAUGAUGUAAAUGGGAAAGUACUGACAUACUCUGCACAGGAUAGCAUAUACAAGGUGUUUGACUUGAAAAACUAUUCGAUGUUAUACUCUGUUGCUGAUAAAAAUGUACAAGAGAUUAAGAUCAGUCCGGGGAUCAUGUUGUUGAUUUAUACUAAAGCAAGCAGCCAUGUCCCUCUAAAAAUCCUCUCAAUAGAAGAUGGUACUGUUUUGAAGUCAUUCAACCAUCUUAUUCAUCGGAAUAGCAAGGUGGACUUCAUUGAGCAGUUCAAUGAAAAGCUUCUUGUCAAGCAAGAAAAUGAGAACCUCCAAAUCCUUGAUGUACGGACUUUUGAGCUUACGGAAGUUAGCAAAACGGAAUUUAUGACGCCAUCUGCAUUUAUUUUCCUGUAUGAGAAUCAAUUGUUCCUGACCUUUCGAAAUAGAACUGUGGCUGUGUGGAACUUCCGUGGAGAACUUGUAACUUCUUUCGAGGAUCACCUUCUGUGGCAUCCUGAUUGUAACACAAACAACAUAUACAUAACCAGUGACCAGGAUCUCAUCAUAUCAUACUGCAAGGCUGAUUCUGAUGAGUCAUUGUCUGAAGGAAAUGCGGGAUCCAUCAAUAUCAGCAACAUUUUAACCGGUAAGUGUCUUGCGAAGAUAAGGGCAAGUAAUAGCUUUCCCAUUGCAAAGGAAUGCAACUGCGGCGACGACUGUUCAACUGAUGGUUGUAAUUCAAGGAAGAGAAAGCAGGCCUCCUCCAGAAUAAGGAACACAGUUAGAGAAGCCUUGGAAGACAUUACUGCUCUUUUCUAUGAUGAAGAUCGCAAUGAGAUCUAUACAGGCAACAGGCAUGGUCUGGUUCAUGUGUGGUCUAACUGAUGUAUUGUUGAAUUUGUUCUGACCUUGUGAUUUCUUAUUGGCUUGUCUCCUUGGUUGUUGUGAUUUGUGAUAGUCCUGUCCUCACCCCUCACCUGCUAUGAGAGCUUCUGGGGGAACUGUAACUUUUAUGUGAUCUUGUACAAUAUUGUUUUGUCCUUGUCACUUGCAACUUAGGCAUGUUCUGCAUGUGGCAACAAACAUGUAUUAAGUUAUACUGUGUUUUUUUUUUUUUUUGAGGGAAGUUAUACUGUAUGCUGGUAACUUACAAUAUGUAUGUUUAUGUUGUACAAUAAAUAUGAGAUGUUGGAUAAUGUUUGCGUCC
Molecule: messenger RNA, 2049 nt
Organism: Medicago truncatula (barrel medic)
Lineage: Eukaryota; Viridiplantae; Streptophyta; Magnoliopsida; Fabales; Fabaceae
Exons: 8
Coding region: 261-1727 (488 amino acids)
Molecular function (GO): protein binding
Source: RefSeq, a predicted model, not a curated record